Molecule: messenger RNA, 1194 nt
Organism: Brassica napus (rape)
Lineage: Eukaryota; Viridiplantae; Streptophyta; Magnoliopsida; Brassicales; Brassicaceae
Product: ethylene-responsive transcription factor ERF015-like
Exons: 1
Coding region: 428-970 (180 amino acids)
Biological process (GO): regulation of DNA-templated transcription
Molecular function (GO): DNA binding; DNA-binding transcription factor activity
Source: RefSeq, a predicted model, not a curated record
AUGCUUUUACAGAUUAUCUGGCUGACACAUGGAAUAAAACUGAAGCUCUUAUCUAGCCUUUGGACUGAUCUCAUAAUAUCUCCAGAAAUUGUGGUGGUUCUUACUCGUGUCUCAACUUCAGGAAAGAAACGGACAUCUGACUUGUAACAAACCAGUAGGUUCUUCCCCUCCUACUUUCUUUUUUGCGGUGUCUCUCUUUAAAAAAACGUAUGCUUGACAGAUAUCUUGUCAGUCGAUACCUCGAGGUCUCUGCUAUCCUGGCACAACAGCAGCUUCUUCGAUGCCACGUGCUGUUGACAAACAUGGCGUGCCUCUUCACUCCAUCUCCACCUGCUCCAUAGUUCAACACAAAUGUUCUUUCUGCCUUUCUACUUGUGCAUAAAGCUGUUUACACACUAUUCUUAAGAAAUCUGCUUCUGUUAGGGACAUGAUGCCACCCUCUACUCCUAAAUCUCCUUUACUAGAAGAAGCUCAUGAAGAUGGAAGGUUUAAAUGCUAUAGGGGUGUCAGAAAGAGGUCAUGGGGCAAGUGGGUGUCUGAGAUCAGAGUUCCAAGGACUGCAAGACGGAUAUGGCUAGGUUCAUAUGAUGAUCCAGAGAAGGCGGCUCGUGCCUAUGAUGCAGCUUUGUUCUGCAUUAGGGGUGAGAAGGGAGUUUUCAAUUUCCCCACUAGUGAAAAGCCUCAGCUUCCUGAAGGUUCUGUCAGGCCUCUGUCCAAGCUUGACAUACAGACAAUAGCAACAAACUAUGCUUCAUCAGUUGUAUCUGUGCCUUCCACUACCAUACCAAUCCCGGCAACAGAUCAGGUUUCUGCAUCCCCGGAUGUAGCUGUUUCUACUGAGAUUAUGGAGAUGGCUGAUGAACAUUAUCUCCCAGUGGAUGCAAGUGUAGAAUCAAUAUUCUCAGUAGAAGACUUGCAGCUGGACAAUUUCCUCAUGAUGGACAUUGACUGGAUAGACGAUCUAGUCUGAUGGUUAGUCACUUUUAGCUUUAAUAUGGUUUAACUAUUAGCUAUCUCUGUCCCUCUAGCUACUUAUUUGUGAGUAUAUACUUGCAUCCUUGUCUUUAAACUUGUUUUGUUUUAGCAUGCAGAUGCAGUUUGUUUUUCAUUUGCCUGUCUGUACUUCUUUUUUUCUCUAUGUCUUCCAAGAUGUUAGCAUGAAUGAAAUGAUUAGGAGUUGGCGUCCACGCUUAA